Trachymyrmex septentrionalis is the source of this 967-nucleotide messenger RNA. RefSeq names its product putative defense protein 3. NCBI's taxonomy places the organism in Eukaryota, Metazoa, Arthropoda, Insecta, Hymenoptera, Formicidae. The transcript is spliced from 4 exons. The record is from RefSeq and is a predicted model, not a curated record. Bases 252 to 740 code for a protein of 162 amino acids. Gene Ontology annotation, molecular function: oxidoreductase activity, acting on metal ions.
GCUUUGUAAUCCUGUGGUGGGAUCCUACUAACGUUUAGGUUGCCAGCAAUCAAUUGAAUACUGCAGUUUCUUAUGUGCGGAUCUGUCACGAGCACGAAAUAUCUUUUUAUUCUUACUUGUCGUGUAAACAGUUAACUAUUUUGAGUAAGUCUCUAAUUUAUCGCGCGAACUUAUUUAAUUUAUCGCUUGCAUAAAGAAGUAAUCGCUUCCGACUAUCUCUUCGAGGUAUUACCGGAAGCGACGCGAUCAAGAUGCAUCUUGCCGGACACGUUAAGGUUUUAUUCACACUCGUCCUCUUCUCGUCGAUUUCCGUUUUCGGAUUUCCAGACGGUGGGCCGGUGGACGCGUGCGUGAAGCCACGACCUAAUCAACCCUAUCAUGGUGAAGCGCGGUCACAACCCUUAAGCACGAGCCCUUACAAGAUACUGGCUUCGUCGUCGCAGUACGAACCAGGUUCACAGGUCACAGUCACCAUUGUGGGUGCCCCGUUCAAAGGAUUUUUCGUUCAGGCGCGUGAUACCACUUCAAACAAAUGGAUUGGAUCUUGGACGCGUACGCCAAACACAAAUAUACAUUCCGAGUGUAGUGCUGUGACGCACGCUGAUCCACAUGAUAAGGAGCAAGCUACCUUCAUCUGGAACGCACCAGCGGACGCACGAGGAAGUGUUUACUUCACUGGAACUGUACUGAAGGACUAUGCAAUAUUCUGGUCCGAGCUUGUGUCACAGGUGGCAAAAUAAUUCGUCAGCACACUGUUUGAAUCUUUACUCGUCGACGAAGUGCUUCCGCCAAAGGAUAUAUUCCAUCUUUAUAAAAAAUUUUUUAAAUUUUAUUCGUACAUUGGAUAUUUUGAUAUAUUUGCGACAUGUUAUGCAAUAUAUAUUUUACAUAAAUCUUGUACCAUCGCAGAAUUGCCAAGCGUUUUAAAUAAUAAAAGAUUAUCAAAACGGAUUCGUUGUUCGUUCUA